Messenger RNA from Mytilus trossulus (common blue mussel), 348 nucleotides. Its product is annotated as protein pygopus-like. The transcript has a single exon. The record is from RefSeq and is a predicted model, not a curated record. The coding region runs from base 1 to 348 and encodes 115 amino acids. NCBI's taxonomy places the organism in Eukaryota, Metazoa, Mollusca, Bivalvia, Mytilida, Mytilidae.
AUGCAAAAUAAUCACCAGGGACCACCUAUGCCUCCUAAUUCUUCAUCUAAUGGUCCUACUCCACAACAGAUGCCUGGCAAGGUUUAUCCUAUGAACCAGCCAAUGGUUUUUAAUCCAUCCAACCCUAACGCACCACCAAUUUAUCCAUGUGGAGUUUGUCAUAAAGAAGUACAUGAUAAUGAACAAGCUAUAUUAUGUGAAAGUGGAUGUAACUUUUGGUUUCAUAGGACUUGUUCACGACUUACAGAACCAGCUUAUCUCAUGUUAACCCAAGAAGUGUAUGCAGAAUGGGUGUGUGACAAAUGUGUAUCAACAAAAAACAUACCACCCAUUAAAACUAAAUCAUAG